AUGGACCUGAUCCCAAGCCUUUCCAUGGAAACGUGGGUUCUCCUAGCUACCAGUCUAGUGCUCCUCUAUCUGUAUGGGACCUAUUCACAUGGACAUUUUAAGAAACUGGGAAUUCCUGGGCCAACACCUCUGCCAUUUUUUGGAACUGUUCUGGGCUACAUUAAGGGUGUUUUGGCUUUUGACAAGAAAUGUUUUAAGAAAUAUGGAAAAAUGUGGGGGUUUUAUGAUGGUCGACAGCCCGUGUUGGCUAUCACAGAUCCAGACAUGAUCAAAACAGUACUAGUGAAAGAAUGUUAUUCUGUCUUCACAAACCGGCGGUCUUUUGGUCCAAUGGGACUUAUGAAAAAUGCCAUCACUAUAGCUGAGGAUGAAAAAUGGAAGAGAAUACGAACAUUACUGUCUCCAACCUUCACCAGUGGGAAGCUCAAGGAGAUGUUCCCUAUCAUUGGCCAGUAUGGAGAUAUGUUGGUGAGGAACCUGAGGAAGGAAGCAGAGAAAGGCAAACCCAUCACCAUGAAAGACAUCUUUGGGGCCUACAGCAUGGAUGUGAUUACUAGCACAUCAUUUGGAGUGAACAUAGAUUCCCUCAAUAACCCACAAGAUCCUUUUGUGGAAAAUACUAAGAAGCUCUUAAGAUUUGAUUUCCUUGAUCCAUUCUUCCUCUCAAUACUAUUCUUUCCAUUUCUUAUCCCAGUUUAUGAAGCAUUAAAUAUCUUUGUUUUUCCAAAAUGUGUUACUGAUUUCUUCAUAAAAUCUGUAAAAAAGAUGAAAGAAAGUCGUCUCAAAGAUAAAGCAAAGCAACGAGUGGAUUUUCUUCAGCUAAUGAUUAACUCCCAAAAUUCCAAAGAAAUAGACAACCUUAAAGUUCUGUCUGAUCUAGAACUUGUGGCCCAAUCUAUUACGUUUAUCUUUGCUGGCUAUGAGCCUGUUAGCACUUCUCUUUCCUUCCUUCUGUAUCUUUUGGCCACUCACCCUGAUGUCCAGCAGAAGCUACAGGAGGAGAUUGAUGCGACUUUCCCCAAUAAGGCACCUCCUACCUAUGAUGCCCUGGUACAGAUGGAAUAUCUUGAUAUGGUGUUGAAUGAAACUCUCAGAUUAUUCCCAAUUGCUGAUAGACUUGAGAGGGUCUGUAAGAAAGAUGUGGAAAUCAAUGGGGUGUUCAUUCCCAAAGGGACAACAGUGAUGAUGCCAAUUUUUGUUCUUCACCAACACCCAGAGUUCUGGUCGGAACCUGAGGAGUUCCGUCCUGAAAGGUUCAGUAAGAAGAACAAGGACAGCAUAAAUCCUUAUACAUACCUGCCCUUUGGAACUGGACCCCGAAACUGCAUUGGCAUGAGGUUCGCUAUCGUAAACAUAAAACUUGCGGUUGUCAGAGUGCUGCAGAACUUCUCCUUCAAACCUUGUAAAGAAACGCAGAUUCCCCUUAAAUUAGUCAGUCAAGGACUUAUUCGACCGGAAAAACCCAUUGUUCUGAAAGUUGAGUCGAGAGAUGGGACCAUGAGUGGAGCCUGA
Molecule: messenger RNA, 1512 nt
Organism: Equus caballus (horse)
Lineage: Eukaryota; Metazoa; Chordata; Mammalia; Perissodactyla; Equidae
Gene: CYP3A95
Product: cytochrome p450 3A95
Biological process (GO): oxidative demethylation; steroid metabolic process
Molecular function (GO): testosterone 6-beta-hydroxylase activity; oxidoreductase activity, acting on paired donors, with incorporation or reduction of molecular oxygen, reduced flavin or flavoprotein as one donor, and incorporation of one atom of oxygen; iron ion binding
Source: RefSeq, marked provisional